AUGAACAACCAAAAAGGUGCUAGACUAGCCAAUAACGGCUCUGUGAAUCUUAAUAAUAGAUCAUCAUCAAAUCCAUAGGACAGCAGUGCAGUAAACUAAUUUUUAAAUGAUGGUGAGGGAGGAACCAAAAUGAAACUAGAUAUUCGCAGAGAUAGAUAUGGCAAUUCUAUUAAAUUGGGUUCUAAGCAACACAAGAUCUCCUUCAAAGAUCAUCUUAAUAAGGAUGACUAGCUUUCUGAUGUUUAUGAAGUUGAAAGCUGGAAAAAAUAUAACGCUAUGGAAAGCGGUGAAGAAGAAAGUUUCAAAUGCAAAUGCAUUAUUUUUUGA
Stylonychia lemnae is the source of this 327-nucleotide messenger RNA. NCBI's taxonomy places the organism in Eukaryota, Ciliophora, Spirotrichea, Sporadotrichida, Oxytrichidae. The record is from the annotation of a GenBank genome assembly.